UUUCACUCGCUUCAGUAGGGGGUGGUUUUGCCAGUUUCGAUUUGCUUGUAGGUGAAUGAACACACCAGCGUAAUAUCGGUGCGAGUGCGCUAUUGUUUGCGAGUUUGUGUGCUAGAAGCUUGAGGAAAAAUCACAUUUCUGUCGAAUUUCUGUCGCAAGCGAAUUGUCUCAUCGUAAAUCACGGUCACCUUUUGUGGUAUAAUUAUUUAGCAGUCACAACCCAGUCGCGUGUGUCCGUUUGUGUGUGUCCUGUUUUUGCUUGUCGAAAGUGAGGUGCAAAUUAGCAUUCAAGUAGCACCACACACGAAAAUUCAAGAUGGAUAUCGGAGGAGCAUACGGUGGUGGUAAAGCGGGUGGUGCAUUCGAUCCUAUUGCAUUCGUACAGCGUCCGACGGUCAUACUGCGUGCCGUUUGCUGGCUAUUUGCGAUCAUCGUGUUCGGAUGUGUUUCAUCGGAAGGGUGGCGGGAGGAAGCGAACGGCAAGGAGUAUUGCAUAAUUAAUCGUGAUGGUAAUGCCUGCAACUAUGCGGUCGGUAUCGGUGUGAUCGCUUUUCUCGCCUCGAUGGGCUUCAUUGCGGGCGAGUAUCUGUUCGAGCAGAUGUCGUCGGUCAAGACGAGAAAGCACUACGUACUGGCUGAUCUUGGCUUUUCUGCAUUCUGGUCAUUCCUGUUCUUCAUCGGCUUCUGCUAUCUUACCAACCAGUGGGGCAAAGCGGACGAUCCACCGAAUGGUGAGGGCGUCAACAACGUACAAGCUUCCAUCGUGUUCUCGUUCUUCUCGAUCUUCACCUGGGCCGGCUGUGCGUACUUUGCGUUCCUGCGCUUCAAAGCCGGUGUAGAUCCAUCGUUCUCCUCUACCUACGAGUCGGAUCCGAGCGCUGCUCAACAGUACGCGGCCUAUCCGGCCUCGAACGAUAAUGACCAAUUCCAGGAGGCACCGUUCUCCGGCCAACAGCAGCAACAACAGCAACAGCGAGCAGACUAUUCGCAGCCUACGUACUAAAUAAGACGACCAUAAUGUAUCCGCGUUGCAUCCGGAUAGGCUUUUGUGCAGAGCAUUUGGAACGAAAGCUCUUUUUAGUGAACAUAUUAUUAAUGUUUGCAGCUGAAAACGAAAACUCUUCCUUGGGCAUGGAUAGGACAAAGAGAUGGUAUUUGCAGAUGAAAAUGUAUUUCAUUUUGUGAUUGAACGCUAAGAACGUAAUUUGAUGGGACAUUCCUUUCGAUGCCAUACGACAGAUGUGACAGCAGGAAAUGAAACUGUGCUUUAUGAGUUUGUUGCUGCUUUAUCAUUUAAAAAUAUCAGAUUGCAGGAAAUUCCUAUCGCAAUGAUGAACCAAAAAGCUAAACCUAAUAGUAUAUAGGAUAGAACCAUGUUUAUUGUUUACUUUUUCUGUUUUUUUUUAUUGCAAUUUAACGGUCGGAUUGUUUACAAAGUAUGAUAAUGCUCGAAACUAUGGCUCGAAACCUUCCAUGAGAGGUUCGGAACGGAAAAGUAUAUUUAACAAGUAUGUUACCAAAGAGUAUUGGAAUCACACCGAGCCGUGUUGAGCGAUGUGUGUAAUGAAAAAAAAAAAACAAAAAUGGCUAAAACGUGUUUGUAACUGUAGUAUGAAUGUAUAAAAGUAUGCAAACUCAAUGACUUUGUAUGGUGUUGAUAAAGAAAACAAAACCCAUUAACAACUAACGUAUUCGGAACGUGUAGUUAAACAUGGCGCUAGGAAAUCAAACCUUCAGAAUUUCACAAAACGUAUAACAAAAAAUCAGUUGAAUGGAGUGUUAAUAGGGACGAAAUAUGUGUCCAUUGGAAGAACUUAAACAAACCAAUAUUUCCGAACAUCCCUGGUCAGAUAGUUUGAUAAAUAACCUGAACACAUUCCAAACUAUUUUAAUGUGUAAUUUACGAUCAAAAAAGGUUUAGCAGUUCGUACCAAUGAUGAAAACAAAAAAAAAAAACAUUUCAAUAAUGAAGAGGAAUAUUGAAUAUUCAAUAGCGAUUAUUUUCAACCGAACAUUUAGAUAAUCCUUAGCAUAAUGCAGUUUAAGUUAGUAAAACAGUUGUAAGAAAAGUAUAUUUAUUGAAAUUAAAAAUGUAAUAAUUUAUUUAUCUAACCAGUUGACGAUCAACGCGCUGAAACAAUUUAUAGUCAGUUAAAAGUUACAAAGUCGUUACAUACAUGCCGCCAUAAUGCAGCGUUUGGUUUUUAGUUUGCUGAUAAACGAUAAAGUUUUGAAGACUUC
Anopheles funestus (African malaria mosquito) is the source of this 2241-nucleotide messenger RNA. It is a transcript of the gene Syngr, whose product is annotated as synaptogyrin. Bases 317 to 1003 code for a protein of 228 amino acids. NCBI's taxonomy places the organism in Eukaryota, Metazoa, Arthropoda, Insecta, Diptera, Culicidae. The transcript is spliced from 4 exons. Gene Ontology annotation, cellular component: neuromuscular junction; synaptic vesicle membrane. The record is from RefSeq and is a predicted model, not a curated record.